Molecule: messenger RNA, 2197 nt
Organism: Pipra filicauda (Wire-tailed manakin)
Lineage: Eukaryota; Metazoa; Chordata; Aves; Passeriformes; Pipridae
Gene: DEPDC1
Product: DEP domain containing 1
Exons: 11
Coding region: 1-1623 (540 amino acids)
Biological process (GO): intracellular signal transduction
Cellular component (GO): transcription repressor complex; nucleus
Source: RefSeq, a predicted model, not a curated record
AUGGCGGGGCCGGGGCCGGGGCCGGGGCCGGGGCCGGGGCCGGGGCCGGGGCCGGGGCCGGGGCCGGGGCCGGGGCCGUACCGCGCCACCCGCCUGUGGAACGAGAUCACCAAGUACUUCCGAGCGGGAAUGCCCCUGAGGAAACACAGGCAGCACUUCAGGAAGCACGGGAGCUGUUUCACUGCCUCGGAAGCUGUGGAUUGGCUCCAUGAGGUUCUCAGGAAUAACAGCAACUUCGGCCCCGAGGUGACCAGGCAGCAAACGGUGCAGUUACUGAGGAAAUUCCUCAAGAACCACGUCAUUGAGGAUAUAAAAGGGAGGUGGGGAGCUGAAAAUCUGGAAGACAAUGGUGCCUUGUACAGAUUUCCUUCAACAUCUCCAGUUAAACCUCUACCAAGCCCGCCAAGAGAGAACUUGGAAAACUUCCCUACAGACAAAGAAAAACUUUUUAAACUGCCCCAUUUAUCCAAGAGGACUUUGAAAAAACACGAGUUACUGCAGUCCCUGGAAAACCUAGAAAAAACAAAACCUGAUGUGAUAAAAGAGAACAAGGAAGACACACUACAAAGGAAAGAAAUAAGCCAGCAAUAUGUGCAAGAAACUUGGAGAAAUAUCAUUCUGAUACAUUUGCAGACCAUCCUGGGCCUCCCGUCGCUGGAGGAGGUUCUGCAGCCAGCACAGGUGGUCCCUGAGCACGUCAUGUACAACAUGAGCAACACCAGCAAACACGGGGUGGUGAUUCUGCAGAACAAGUCAGAAGACCUCCCUCACUGGGUGCUGUCAGCUAUGAAGUGCCUUGCAUACUGGCCCAGAAACAAUGACAUGAGCCAAACAACUUACAGUGGGUUUGAACGGGACGUGUUCAGAACAGUUGCUGAUUAUUUUCUCAGUCUCCCAGAGCCAUUACUUACUUUUGAAUACUAUGAACUUUUUGUUAAUAUUUUAGAUCUCCUGCAGCCUCACUUGGAAAGGAUUGCUGUGGAAGCUCUGCAGAUCUGCUGUUUGCUGCUCCCACCCCCAAACCGUAGGAGGCUCCAGCUCCUGAUGCGGAUGAUCACCCGGAUCAGUGGGAAUGUUGACAUGCCACGGCUGCACAAUGCCAUGGGCAACAGGUCCUUGCUGAUCCAGACGUUUUCCCGCUGUGUGCUGCGCUGUGCAGAGGAAGCGGACCUGGAUGAGCUGCUUUCUACACGACUGGUUUCAUUUCUGAUGGACCAUCAGCAGGAAAUAUUCCAGGUCCCAACUCACCUGCAGGUCGCUGUGCGAGACCACCUUGAAUACGCGAGGGUGGCUCAGUGCAAAUGUCCCAAGGAAGAAAUUUGUGCCAUAUUGCCAACGUAUUCCUACUGCAAACAAAUCACUCCUCAGGAGUUCGAGGAACAAAAGGUUUCUACCUCUCAAGCUGCAGUGACAGAGCUCUUGGAGAACAUUAUCAAGGAUAAAAACUUGUCUGUGAAGGACAAAAAGAAAAAGUUAAAGCAGUUCCAGAGGGAAUACCCCCAGAUCUACCAGAACAGGUUUCCAACGACGGAGAGCGAAGCGAUGCUGCUGGAGAACAAACCCACCAUCAAGCAGCCCAUGCUCAGCCUGAGGAAGCCCAGGUUUCGGAGCCUGAGGUAUUAAUGUCACCACACUUGAGGCAUUUAUCUCCUGGAUGUGAGUCUGAGUGAUUCACCAGAGGAAUUGCUGCAGGAAUUUGAUGCUGGCUCUGUGUAGAAGGAAGAAAUGUUUACAUGGAUAAGGUGCUGAAAGGUGCCAAAAUACCCUUUUUUUUAUGCAGAUACUUUUGAAUAACUUCUAAGAGAGAAAUAUUUAUCUGUUUACAAAUUAUUACAAUAUAAUGUAUGUAGGAAAAUGUGAAAAUAAGCACAAAGCUGUUGUUAACCAAAAAUUUAUAUAUGGUUUUCUAUGGGAAACUAAUGACCUGCCUCUUGUAACCUUUUAAUGUCUGGUCAGGAAUUUGUGCCAUUUAUUGUAGUUUGUGUAGGUUUUAAUGUCUGUGUAUUGUGACUAAGUGCCUUCUCUAUUCUCAAAAUAUUUGUCUUUAAACAAAAGAAGUUCUGUGAGUUCAGGACCAGGAGAGCCAAAAGUUCACCAUGAAUUAUUAUCUGCCUCCCUGAAAUGCUUGUGUUUAUCUCAUCUGUAAAACUCUCAUUAACUUUUCUAUAUUUAUUUAUAUUAAAAGUCUUUAAGUAUA